Fonsecaea erecta is the source of this 1656-nucleotide messenger RNA. RefSeq lists its product as hypothetical. Bases 1 to 1656 code for a protein of 551 amino acids. The record is from RefSeq and is a predicted model, not a curated record. The transcript has a single exon. NCBI's taxonomy places the organism in Eukaryota, Fungi, Ascomycota, Eurotiomycetes, Chaetothyriales, Herpotrichiellaceae.
AUGUCAGAAAAUGUCUCCAAGAUUCUGACUCGCAUCACCACUACCUACGACGGGUCUGCCGCUGAUCCUUAUGACCAUGAGAUCGCCCUCAUCGACACCACCCAGCCCGGGAACGAGGUCCGGCUCCAUGGUGAGCUUCGUGCGAGCUCCCCCAGCUCGAGCACGAGGCAGCUGGCUAAAAAGGGAACAAGAGAAUCCUUGAAGGAGCAUCUUGGCCGGCGGAAAUAUGCCAAAUACCAGCAGGACCGAUACCAACCCAAGACGAGCAUUAUUGCCUCCGUCGAGGAUGCCUCGUCGCAGUCAGCAUCAGCCCAGCAGACGCAACAAGCUGGGACAGAUGCUGGAACACAAGAGGUGGACUUUGCACACACCGCAUCUGCGGCAAGAGGACGAAAGGGUGCGGAGAAGAGGAGGAAUAGCAGAAAGCUCAAGCACGAAACCCACGCAAUUGACAUACUCUAUGAAAACCAGCGGGGAUGGUUCUUCUGUGGCAUUCCUCUCUAUUCUCACUCUUCCCUGUUGCCGCCCGAUCCCAGUCCCUGGUCGAACAAGGAUAUGAAGGAUUCGCCCGUCAAUAUUACCAAUGCUCAAGUGCCUGAUCCGACAUGGGAAUGGGCAUGGAAUAGCUGGUAUGUCGACAUGAGCCACGAUGUGGACGAGCAGGGCUGGCAGUAUUCUUUUGCUUUUGGACGCAACUGGACCUGGCACGGGACGCAUCCCUGGUUCCACUCGUUUGUCAGACGGAGACGGUGGCUACGGAAAAGAGUCAAACAUGAGGUGCAAGAGAGCUAUGGCAGGCCCGGGAGCAUGGGCGAUGCUCACCAUCUAACCGGCGAUUAUUUCACUAUCCACUCAAAGCGAGAUCGUAGUCCGAUCAGUGCGGUUGAUGGCGCCGGUAAGACCCCCAGACCAUCAAGCUUUAUCAGCUUGCCGAGCACGAUUGAUCAGAACGAACCGCCGGAGGAUAUCAAAGACAUUGCAACCCUGCUCGUGGCUCUCAAAUUUGCGCCCAUUGAUCGAGAGAAGAUUGACGUAAUCAAGAGGUUCAUCCAGCAAGGUGGAGAAGAGCUGGUUUACCUCAAAGACCAUAUCCCCGAUAUUAUGUCGUUUCUCGUUUUCCAAAAUUCCAGGAGACAGCUCCUUUCAUAUCUUAAAAAGACGGCAAACGAAGCACGCGAACAUCGGCGGGCCCACGAGGAAGAAAACAAGCCGGAGGGUGACGCUGAAAGUCGAAGAAUCAACAAUCUACUCGCUGCAAUCGAGGCUGCCGAUGCCGAAAUCGGAGCACUCGAAUACUGGAGCGACAGGAAGCAUAUACUGGAGACCGACGACGCGCAAAGUCUGGCUACUCGCCCGAUUGCCACCAUCUUCGAUCAGCCAGCUCCGGAGCCAAAGACGGACGACAACCCUGUAGAGGAAAUCAAGGGAAUCUCCAAGAAUGCCGGUAUUGGAGUGGGAAACACGCAAUCGGUGUUCGACCCUGAAUGGCGAACAUCAAUCGAGGACAGGGACAAGCAAAACAAGGUGGAGGAGAGGGAGAAAGAGAAGGAAGGGAAGGGCAAAGGUCGUGCAUAUGACAGCGAGGACGAUCAGGUAGAGCAAGACUCGAUGCCACAAUUGGGAGCGGAUCAGGUCUAUGUUCCUGACCAAGACUAG